AUGUCUGAUGAUUGUGACAUUUUAGGACCAUUAGGAUUUGGAAUACAAAUUCUAUUAGGUGUGUUUUCAUUCUUUAUUUUGAUUUGUAAUUAAAAAUUUUAUGAUUAGAUAAAAGAAUUGUGGAGAAACCAAAGAGGCAAUGGAAAGUUUGGGGAUUAGAUACAUCAAAAUAAGGAUGUUCGUAAGUCUUUGCUCAUUUUUUAAAUGUUGCAUUGGCUAUACAUUUGUCAGGUGAUUCUGAUGAAUGUGUUUGGUAGCUAAGUAUUUAUAAUUAAAAGGUAUUUGGCUACAUUGCUAUUGGAUACAACAAUGGGAGUAUUAUUUAGUUAUGUAAUCCUAAAAUUAGUUGAAAUUACAUUAGAGCAUUUUUAAAUGGCAGUAAGAUAACAAUCAUUUAGAAUUAUCGUUCAGGAAACUAUUUUUUAAUAAUUAUGCCGGAUGACCAAGUGAAAAAAAAUGAAAUGGAUAAUAAAGAUAAAGUGCCAGCAGGUACUAAUCUUAUCAAACCUAUUAUUAAAAUUGAUUUAAAGGCUUGGUUUAUUUAGUUAAUUUUAUGGAUAUUAGUAGUGGCAAUUGUAAAAAUUCAUAUAUUUAAAAAUAGUCAAAAUUCUUCCUUUUUUUAUUGCAAUUAGCAAUUGGUUUCAUAUUAGAAAGCAUUUCUUAAUUUAUUUUAUCUCCAUUUUCAGAUUUGGCAACUCUUAAAUUAGUAAUUGUGAUGUGUAUAAUUCCUGUUUUUAUGAAUGGUUUACAAGUAAAUAAACAAAAAAAAUUAUUUUAAGUUUUGGGUUUAAGAUAAUUUUUUAAAAAAGACUGAAUUCACAAUCCAAGAAAAAAAGUACGUUUUAAGUGAAAUGUAUGUAGAUGAAGAAUUAACAAAUUUUGCAUAAUUAGAUAAUUUUGUAAAUAAUCCAGUAUAAAUAAUUUAUCAAUUUAUGACAUAGGAAGUGAAAAGUGAAAAUUGUUUAGAUAAAUUGCAUAUGGAAAUGGCUAAUGUUGGUGUAGGUGUAUAAUAAAUAACAAAAGGAUAUCAAAAGGCUGAUUUUGAAUGA
Molecule: messenger RNA, 1049 nt
Organism: Paramecium primaurelia
Lineage: Eukaryota; Ciliophora; Oligohymenophorea; Peniculida; Parameciidae
Source: the annotation of a GenBank genome assembly